GCAGCGAUGUUGGCCGGGCCGGGGCCGGGGCUGCUGGCCUUGGCCUUGGCCUUGGCGCCGGCAGGGCUCUGCGCACAGCCGAGGCUGCAGGAGGCCGGCGGAGGGCAGCGAGCGCCCGGCGACUCCGUCACCCUCUCCUGCCGUGGAUCCGGAUUCACCUUCGAGGAUUAUCAUAUUUGGUGGUACCGUCAGGCACCCGGAGGGAGCCCAGAGUGGGUGUCCUUUAUUAGUUUUGAUGCGACAGCUGUUUAUUUUGACCAGUCAGUGCAGGGGAGGGCCAAGAUGUCCCGGGACAAUUCCCGGGCCGAGGUUUAUCUCUCCCUGCUGACCCUGCAGCCCCGCGACUCUGCCCGGUACUUCUGCGCUGUUCACACGGUUAUUGGAAUAAGUCUUAGCAGUGUGAAGACAGAUAAGCUUAUAUUUGGACCAGGGACGAUUCUCACAGUUGAACCAAGCAUUUCAAAAACUUCUGAUCCCAAAGUCAUUGUGAUGAAAUCAAAGAAACUGGAAGGAGGUGGCAGCUCUGGGAAAGCAGCUUGUUUGGCAAAGAACUUCCCUACAAAGUACAUCAGCUUGGAGAUGCCCUCUCAGGAGGUGGUCUAUGAACAGAGCCCAUCCAUUCUGACGUCACAGGGGUUGUACAAUGCAAUUAAAGUGGUCAGGGUGACAAAAGACACAGAGGUGACCUGCACGGCCAAAUUCGGCGACCGCACCAUAACAGCAAAGCCAGAAGCCGAGGCUGAAGAACCAAUAACAGGGUUUGGGGAACCAAACAGAACCAGAACAGAGUCAGGGGCCACUGACAGAGUUUGCAACAGCACAGAGCCCUCAGCACAAGAUGCUGGAGGGCAGAGAGUGAGCAUGCUGACCAUGGCUGUGUUGGGGUUGAGAGUCCUGCUGGCAAAGAGCAUCGCCUUCAAUGCCCUCAUGAGCAUCAAGUUGUUUCUUUUCUGGGACAUGGGCAAUGAACCCAAAGAAGAGCAGCAAAGAGCGUGAACCAGCAGCACAAGGGGUUGAACCAGCAGGGCCAGAGCUGCUGACAGAGACCAGCCAGGACACAAGGCAGCACCUUCCCCUGCAGACAUGCAACACUCUUCACUCCUGCCUGGCCAGCUGAUUUACACUGAAGAGUUUUAAGUGCUUUUGCUCUUUCCUCUCCUCUGACAACUGAGCACAGUGGAUUUAUCCUCAUCCUCCUGCUAAGGAGAUCCCUCCCACUCUUCUGCCAUUUGCACACCAGUGUCCAACCUGCUUCAGUAGCUUUGAAAACUCCAGUGCUCACUGCUGAGAGAUGCCUUUGAGAAGCACCUUUCCCAGGCACGUUGUGUUACUGCCUGAGGAACUGGAGUAGCACUGCUGGGGAAUUCCAGCCCAGAAGCUGCCUUUUGUAGCUUAGGGUUUAGAAUGAUUUAAUAAGUGUGUAUUGCAGAUAAGAAGAGCUCUGUAGAAUCUGAUUUUAUUCAACUAGAUAAUGUUCACUUCUUGAUUAAGCCUGUAUUUCUUCUGCCAAAUGUAUUGCAUGUGCAUUUUAGGUUUCUGCAGUAGGGACAAUAAUAAAGUUCUGCUAGCCCAAAA
Messenger RNA from Agelaius phoeniceus (red-winged blackbird), 1575 nucleotides. The record is from RefSeq and is a predicted model, not a curated record. Lineage: Eukaryota; Metazoa; Chordata; Aves; Passeriformes; Icteridae.